Molecule: messenger RNA, 2240 nt
Organism: Drosophila bipectinata
Lineage: Eukaryota; Metazoa; Arthropoda; Insecta; Diptera; Drosophilidae
Product: ubiquitin carboxyl-terminal hydrolase MINDY-3 homolog
Biological process (GO): protein K48-linked deubiquitination
Molecular function (GO): K48-linked deubiquitinase activity; cysteine-type deubiquitinase activity
Source: RefSeq, a predicted model, not a curated record
UGCGCGAAGCAGCAUCUGGCCACUCUGAUCCUACACUGUUGCAUUUGCAUUCGCCCCACAAACUUGAAGGAAAAACGAAAAUAAGCUGGGCAGAAAUGCCAAGCAAAUGUUAGGCUAAAGUAGUGAUUCUUUUCAAAAGUGAACGCGAGUCGAGCCGAGCAACGUGAAAGAGACGGAAAGUUAGGCAGGGCAAGUGCUUCGAAGUGUCAGUGCGACGGUAGGCGGUGCAACCGGAUCGAGCACAGGAACGAGCAGGCACAAGUGGAAGAGUGGAACACCAGUGCUGCACACGGGGACGCAGGGCAGGAAGGCAGGACGGAAGGAAGGUAGGGUGAAGAAGCAGUAGUUGGGUCGGCUGGACAUGAACGACCAGCGAAGCGGCGGCGAGGAGCCAGCCUCGCCGAAAGGUGCAUCCGCGUCGAUGACGCUGGCCGCAGCAGCCUUGGAAUCGCACAACACGCCAGAACGUGCACCAGAUGCUGGCGCCGAAACGGUAGUUGGUGCUGGUGCGGGCACAACGGGCGUUGAUGGUGGUAGUGAUGUAUUGGCCAGUGGAUCCCAGGCGAGCACUAGCACUAGUGCAGUAGGACGAGGCGUUGGAGGCGGUGCAUCUGCUUGUGGCAAGCAGCAGCAACAACAACCGCAAUUGAAUGCCACUGAUGUGCGCGAACUGCGCGAGAUUAAACAACUACUUUGGGGCGAGAAUGUGCGCGACGACGUAUUUAAACGUUGGUCGCAAGGAUUCGAGUUCAGCGAAUUCGAAUCGACCGCCUUGGUACAGAAACAGGGAGGACCUUGUGCUGUGAUAGCGCCCGUUCAGGCGUACUUGCUUAAGAUUAUUAUCAUGGACAUGCCAAGCGGCAUAAAGCUAUCGGAGAUUUCCUCCGACAAGUGCCAGAGCCUGUUGAUCCAGGCGCUGUGCAACAUCUUGAAGAACUGUCGGACGCCGCGCUAUCGUAUCGUGCAUCUGAUGCGCCGGCGUGGCUUCGCCUCUGCCGAUCCGGCAACCAAAGAGCGCUCGCCAUCCGCCACGUCCGAGUCGGCGGCGGCAGUGGCUGCCAGAGCAGCAGCAGCGGCUGCUUUGGAGACUGGAGUUGUGCCUGGACAGGGUGAGGGAGGUGGCGCUGACAUCGAUCUGGCCACGGAGGCCACGCCCGCUUCGGUGAGGGAACUGCUGCUGUCCCAGCAGCUAGACUCUGGCAACAGUCCAACACAAGUAGCUUCACACCAUCCCGAUCCACAGCGCGAACUAUCGCCCGAUGAGUUCCACAAUCGCCUGCACACGCUGCACUUCGACGACUACGAGUCCCUGGCCCGCUACUACACGGACAACUACGACCAGCUGGCGCACACCUACGGCGUCCUGCUGUUCAUGUACUCGGUGUUCCUCACCAAGGGCUCGGAGCAGGUGGCCGCCGAGGUAUCGGACACCUCGGAGCCGCUGAUACACAGCACCUAUGGCUAUGGCGCCCAGUCGCUAAUCAAUCUGAUGCUAACCGGACGGGCUGUGGCCCAUGUCUGGGACAACGAGCAGGACGUCGGUGGCCUGAAGCUGCGCGGCAUCUGUGAGCAGAGCGACAUUGGCUUCAUCACCCUGAUGGAGCAGAUGCGCUACUGCACUGUGGGUUCCUUCUUCAAGAAUCCCCGCUUCCCCGUCUGGGUUAUGGGAUCUGAUACGCAUUUAACUGUUCUAUUCAGCAACGAAAAGAGGCUUGUCUCACCGGAGACGCCCUCGGAGACGGGUCGCCGCAUCUUCAAGUCGUACGACCCGGAGGGCAACAACUUUAUAUCGAGCACCAUGCUCCGCGAAGUGCUCGCCGCUCUCAACUUGGUCAGCGAGCCGGCCUAUGUAAGCCUCAUGCAGAAGCGUUUGGAUCCCGAGAAUCUGGGCAUUAUCUUGCUGAACGCCUUCAUGGACGAGUUCUUUCCGCUGGAGCGCCGCUCUACGCCGGACACUUUCGAGCUGUUGCACUACAACGGUAUUCCCGGAUCCAAUGAGAAUAAUAAGGUGCGCUACUACUGCGGCUCUGCCAUUCUGCUGGAGGGCGAUCUGAAGUCGAUUUGCACCUCGAAUCCGAUGGUGACUUGCCUGCAGACCAAGUGGCCGAACAUUGAGAUCAAUUGGCAUGACACCCAUAUGCCGUCGCUGAAUUGACGCCGUCAACGGAGCAGGAGCAGGAGCAGGAGGGUGAAGCACCAGUAGGAGAGCAGAAGCGUGAUGAAAGGGAGGAGGAGCGGAU